CCGCCCCCGCACACGCCGAGAGCAUAUAUGCUGCCCGAUUUUGAUACAUCUUCAUCAUUGGCGGCAAUACACUUUAUUCCUGACCUAGCCUCCCCUAGCCAGACCAUAUAGCAGGAAGACAGUCGUCCUUUCUUCUCCUGACCCAACAAUUACGACUACAUGUGGAACUCUUGGAGCUCCCAGCACGAUUCCAGGCUAGAACAAAGAAGAAUUUGCGGCCUGCUCAACAAACUGAACGUGACAAACUUCGACUCCGUUGCUACCAAGCUGAUCGAGCGUCUUACAAAUUGUAGACGGCACGGUGGCGUAGAGACCAUCAAAGCCUUUGCUGAUUCAAUUGCACUACGUGCAGUUGAGGACACCCAACGUUCCCCCCUCUACGCAUAUCUAUGCCGAAAAGUUGACAGAGAGCUUGAGAUGGAGGACAGGCGGUGGACAUGGCUCAACGACGGCACACGACAAUCAUCACACCCAUCAUUCGCCAGUAUCCUCGUCGACACUUGUGAAAACAGAUUCACACAAGCCCUUGAUGAGCGGGCAGCACAGCUGUUCCCCUUGGUUGAAUUCAUAGGGGAUCUGUUGCUGGAUGGUGUUUUGCCCAUCGCCGACGUCCAAGACCUGGUGGACCAACUCUUCACCCUGGCGGAACAAGGUCAGGAGGACAGCGCCGUCGCACUGAGCAGGCUCUGCCGUAGAGUUACUCGAGAAUCAGAAGGAGUCUACAUUCUGGAGCGAUUAGGUGCUUCGGGUAGCAUUGAGAGAGUGCUGGAGGAAGAUAUCAUCACACCAAAAGCUCGUUACCUUCUGAUGGCUGCGGUGGACUUGUUCCAUCAGGAGCUUGUAGAUGUCUUUGAUUCAGCAGCGCUUAGAAACGAGAUUUACAAUCUUGAUGACGAUGAGGCGGAGGUCUCAUCAGAACUGGAUUCAGCACCAACAGAUGUUGGCGAUUCACUUCCUUCGGAGACAACAGCCUGUGAGUUGGAGGACCAAAUCGAGUUUUCCAAGGUGGACACGUAGUGGGCAAGGUCGUCAUUUUAUCCCGCAUUCAUUCCACCCUCAAGGUCAUUGAACGGCUCUGGGCAUCAGAUUGAAUGGAGAU
Suillus clintonianus is the source of this 1099-nucleotide messenger RNA. RefSeq lists its product as uncharacterized. Gene Ontology annotation, molecular function: RNA binding; protein binding. The transcript is spliced from 2 exons. NCBI's taxonomy places the organism in Eukaryota, Fungi, Basidiomycota, Agaricomycetes, Boletales, Suillaceae. Bases 160 to 1017 code for a protein of 285 amino acids. The record is from RefSeq and is a predicted model, not a curated record.